This is a messenger RNA of Polyodon spathula (Mississippi paddlefish), 1952 nucleotides long. Its product is annotated as F-actin-capping protein subunit alpha-2-like. Gene Ontology annotation, biological process: actin cytoskeleton organization; barbed-end actin filament capping. Lineage: Eukaryota; Metazoa; Chordata; Actinopteri; Acipenseriformes; Polyodontidae. The transcript has 10 exons. Gene Ontology annotation, cellular component: F-actin capping protein complex; actin cortical patch. The record is from RefSeq and is a predicted model, not a curated record. Gene Ontology annotation, molecular function: actin filament binding.
UGACGUCAAACUCGGCUUCAAUGAGACGUCGUGCCGGAAGGAAAGAUGGCAGAUCAUGAGGAGCAGUUAUCUGAAGAGGAGAAGGUACGCAUAGCAGCUAACUUUGUCAUUCACGCACCCCCAGGAGAGUUUAAUGAAGUUUUCAAUGAUGUGCGAUUGCUGCUCAACGAUGACAAUCUUCUCAGGGAAGGUGCAGCUUAGUAAUGCAUUUUUGCACAGUACAAUGUGGACCAGUUUACACCAGUGAAAGUUGAUGGGUACGACGAACAGGUCUUAAUCACGGAACAUGGUGACCUUGGAACUGGAAGAUAUCUGGAUCCAAAGAACAAGAUUUCCUUCAAGUUUGACCACUUGCGGAAGGAAGCAAGCGACCCUCGCUCUCAGAAUGUGGAGAACACGCUUGAGUCUUGGAGGAGUGCUGUGGACAGUGUGGUCAGGGCUUAUGUCAAGGAGCAUUACCCAAAUGGUGUCUGCACUAUAUAUGGGAAGACUGUUGAUGGGCAUCAAACCAUCAUUGUAUGUAUUGAGUGCCAUCAGUUUCAACCAAAAAAUUUCUGGAAUGGACGCUGGAGGUCAGAAUGGAAAUUUACCAUCAAUCCUGCAACAACGCAAGUGAUGGGCAUCAUGAAAAUCCAGGUUCACUAUUAUGAAGAUGGAAAUGUUCAGCUUGUGAGUCACAAAGAUGUUCAGGAUUCUAUGUCUCUUUCUAGUGAAGCUCAAGCUGCAAAGGAAUUCAUCAAGAUCAUGGAGGCUGCAGAAAACGAAUACCAGACUGCCAUUAAUGAGAACUACCAGACCAUGUCGGACACUACUUUCAAAGCCUUACGUCGACAGCUACCAGUUACUCGCACCAAGAUUGACUGGAAUAAGAUCCUAAGCUACAAGAUCGGAAAAGAGAUGCAGAACGCUUAAAAAUGAACAUUGCAUGACUGGAUUGUUGUAUUGUUCUUGUGUAAAUUGAAAAAUACAUAAAAGGUUUGGUCUCACACUAUGUAAAACAUUUAUUACACUUAAGAUAUCUACUUUUAAUAAGCAAAUUUUAUACAGAGGAUUGCCAUUAAAACUUACUAUAACCACACCAUUGGGUUUUUGUUUUAAAUUAUUUGUUGUUUCUUAAACAACUGUAUUUAAUCUUAAAUAAAAAAAGAAACAUCAAUAUUGUCACACCAGUAGUUUUUAAUUAAGGUGAUGGGACCAUGCCUUUUAAAAUAUUAUGAUAUGGAGAGGCCAUUUAAAUAUUAAAAUAAAUUAUUUUAAAUUAAACCAAUAGCGUAGUUUUUGUUUUUAAAAAGCAAAACAUAUAGUAAUAUUCUGAAAUGUAUUCUUCAUUGAAUUUCAUUACUGUGAAAAAUAACUUUUCUGUGUCAUCGCUGCACAAACAGCCAUCCUAUUCAUCACAUAACGUCUUGUCAUCAGUGUUUGUAUUCUUCAUAGUAUGUAAGCUGAGCAAACUAUAACCUCUCUCUUGGUUACAAAGAUAUGCACAGGUUAUAAUUGUGUUUCAUGACAUGUAUCCUAGAAAAGAAAGGCAAGGUUUCAUAAACGGGGUUUUUUGAUCUGUAUCUUAAUACAACUUGAAAAAAAAACACACAAAGAACUGUACUGCGUAAUGUGUGCUUAUGUUAACUCCUUAAAAGAAAUUUGUAUUACAUUUGCUGUUUAAUUGUUUAUUUUUAUUAAACAGACAUGACUGUAUUAUAACAAGGCACAUUGUAAUAUAUAAUACCUGUAUUAAAUCUUGUCUGUCCGUUUGACUUUUCUUCGCUCUCUUGGAAUGAACUGUAGUACAAUAUCAUUUAUGUUACAUUAAUGAUGGAUUUUCUAUUUAAUUGAGUAGUAAACAACUGUGUUCACAAUGUAUAUAUUUUUUGCUGGAAUGUAACAUUUUCCACUUAACCCACCCUUCCACUGAUGUCUUAUUGGCUCUGCUAAUAAAUAUGACAGGAACUUGA